Molecule: messenger RNA, 447 nt
Organism: Zymoseptoria tritici IPO323
Lineage: Eukaryota; Fungi; Ascomycota; Dothideomycetes; Mycosphaerellales; Mycosphaerellaceae
Exons: 1
Coding region: 1-447 (148 amino acids)
Source: RefSeq, a predicted model, not a curated record
AUGGCCAUCUUCAAGAAAAAGAAGGACGAGGGUGAAGAUGCCGCCGCAGCCGAGGCACCCGCCCCAAAAUUGCCACCAGCUCCAUCAACCACCGAGCUCGCACUUAUUGGCGAGCGCGAAAAGUCCGCAUCGGCAUACAAGCGUGCAUCCAAAGCCGAACGAUCCUACCGGGCCAACAAGAACGCCGGCCGUGCCCGCGAGGACUUCAAGUCAUCCAAGGCGCACUUCAAGACAGCCCUUGCGGAGUUCAAAUUGGGUACCAAAGCGCUGUUCGGAGCGAUGAAGACGAGUCCGGCUCUUGUGCAAGAGAAGAGGGCGAAGGCGGACGGGAGUGCGGAAACGAAGAGGGCGAAGAGGGAGGAGGAGAAGAGGAAGGCUCUGGCUGAGAAGUUGAAGAAGGCGGAGGAGAAGGCGGCGGCGGAGAAGGCGGCGGAGACGGCGGCCUAG